AUGCCGACAACCAGCACGCUUCUAUCCUGUCUGCUUAUCCCCAUCCUCGCUCUCGGCAUAGCCCGCACUUAUGCGCUCGUUGCGAAUUACCUGCAAGCAAGGAAGCUGAGAAUACCCAUAAUCGUGACACCAGUCUCAUCGCAAGAUGCUUUCUGGAUAAUCAUCCAACCACACCUUACACGAUUCCGCAAUGUGCCUGGGCUGCGUACCGCUGUCACGUUUGGCUAUCACUCCUGGGCACAGAAUGAGCGCCAUCGACCGCACCAGAAGUAUGGCAAUGUCUUUGCCAUCGUGUCGCCGAAACGAACAGAAAUAGUCGUCAACGACCCAGUCGUUGCCGUCGAGGUGCAAUCGCACUACAAAACGUGGCUCAAGCCCGGGCCUCUGUACGAGAUCUUUGACACGUUUGGACCCAACGUGAUCAGUCUCAACGGUGAGGAUUGGCAGCGUCAUCGAAGAAUCGUCAAUCCCGCCUUUCGAGAGCAGAAUAACAAGCUCGUCUGGAAUGAGUCCUUGAGACAGGCGAGGCAGAUGAUCAGAGUAGCUACGGAGCGACCAGGUGCCCACCAAACCAUGCUUGACGUGCGCAACGACUGUGUUUUGAUCGCAAUGCAUGUCCUUUCCGCCGCGGGUUUCGGGCACGUCCACGACUUUGACGGCGGUUUCCGCGAAAUUCCCGAGGGACACAGCACCAGCCUGGCGGAGGCAUUGAAGUUUCUCCUUCAGAAUAUCAUUUUCGCUGUCUUGUUCAAGGAACUGGCUGUGCUACGCUGGAUCUUUCCGGCACUUUACCGACAAAUCAGAGACAUGACGGAAGAGUUCAGACAAUACAUGAAGGAAGUGAUAGCGUACAACCGAGCCAUCACGCUGGGCGGGGGUACCAGCUACAGUGCCGAUAUCGUGAGUGCGCUGGUUGAGGCUGAUGAAGCAGCAAAGGCAGACCAGAAGAGUGCGGCAAGUGCAAUUGGCAUCACGGCCAAACCAAUGCACCUGACUGAUGCCGAGUUGCUGGGCGAUCUAUACGUUUUCAAUCUGGCUGGGUUCGAAACAACCGCAAAUGCGCUGACUUACACGAUACCAUUCCUUGCCAUCAAUCGCGAUGUGCAAGACUGGGCAGGGCAAGAGAUCGACGCGGUGCUGAAAGGGCGUGACAUGGAAAGGCUGAGUUAUGAAGACGUCUUCCCCUCUCUUGUGAGAUGUUUGGCUCUUAUGUACGAAACUCUUCGCCUCUGGGGUCCCGUGCCAAACACAGAGCGGUGGUGUGUCGGCGAGUCAACCACCCUACGCGUGGGUGAUAAGGAACUGCUGGUUCCUCCUGAAACGUUCGUCUCACUCAACCUCUACGCUGUGCACUGUGACCCGCAGUGGUGGGGGAAAGAUGCACUGGAAUGGAAACCGCAACGAUGGAUCAAGGUAGAUCCAAAGACAGGCAAGGAGGCGAUCGCUCUCCCACACCCGGGAGCAACAUUCAUACCAUGGAGCGUCGGGCCCAGGGUCUGCCCGGGUAAGAAGUUCAGUCAAUUAGAGUUCGUGGCGGUCAUUGCGGCUCUGCUCAAGGACUACCGUCUCAAGCCGCUGGCACUUGACGGCAAGACGAAAGAGCAAGCAAGCUCGGCGCUCCUCGACGUUGUAGAGGACUCUAUGAAUAUUAUCACGCCGAAAAUGCGUCGGCCGGAGGACGCUGGUGUGGUCUUUGUGCGGAAAUAA
Molecule: messenger RNA, 1707 nt
Organism: Cladophialophora yegresii CBS 114405
Lineage: Eukaryota; Fungi; Ascomycota; Eurotiomycetes; Chaetothyriales; Herpotrichiellaceae
Exons: 3
Coding region: 1-1707 (568 amino acids)
Molecular function (GO): oxidoreductase activity, acting on paired donors, with incorporation or reduction of molecular oxygen; iron ion binding; heme binding
Source: RefSeq, a predicted model, not a curated record